Messenger RNA from Acipenser ruthenus (sterlet), 3048 nucleotides. Its product is annotated as protein phosphatase 1 regulatory subunit 3C-B-like. The transcript is spliced from 2 exons. The record is from RefSeq and is a predicted model, not a curated record. Gene Ontology annotation, cellular component: protein phosphatase type 1 complex. The coding region runs from base 227 to 1189 and encodes 320 amino acids. Gene Ontology annotation, biological process: regulation of glycogen biosynthetic process. Gene Ontology annotation, molecular function: glycogen binding; protein phosphatase 1 binding. Lineage: Eukaryota; Metazoa; Chordata; Actinopteri; Acipenseriformes; Acipenseridae.
CGAUAUGCUUUGGCGUUUGAUAUCUGCUUGGAAGAGCUGUGUAAGGUACCAGUUGAAGCAGAGCCGCAGCUGCAGACAGAAGAGGGGGCGUGUCAAGUCAUAAUAAACCCCACGUUUGCUUUUAUUAUUAUUUUUAAUAUAAAGAAGGCAAUAAGGAAAACGCAAACCAUUAACGACAACACAAUAUCUUCCUGCUUUGGGGGUUAGGCUCUUAAUAUCUCUUCCGAUGAAUUGCACCAGAGUCCUGCACAUUUUGAAUCCAAGACCAUUGCCAAACUCCAUUAUGCCCGUUGAUGUAGCAGUGAGGCUCUGUCUUUCUCAUUCACCUCCACUGAGGAAUUUCCUUAGCUCGUAUGAAGAUUGCAGAGGGAGAAACCUUGUGAACAGAUUGAAACCAAUGAGACCUUGUAUUAAUUUAAAAAAUGAAUCAGAGGCAAAAAGCCCAGAAUGGAGAAGCCACAAACCCAAGCCAAAGAAACGAGUGGUGUUUGCAGAUUCAAAGGGUCUGUCACUUACUGCUAUUCACAUCUUCUCCGAGUUUGAAGAGAAUCUGAUGUCUGACCUGCAGUUUGAUCUGGCUGAUUUAGAAGACGCAACGGCUGGUUUGAAACUAAAUGAAGAAAAGAACUUGGUUCUGGAUUUUUCCCAGCCUGCUGCAGAUUACUUGGAAUUCAGAAAUCGGCUAAAAAAGAACUUUGUCAGCCUGGAAAACUGUUCCCUGCAGGAAAGAUCACUUGCUGGGACUGUAAAAGUAAGGAACGUAAGCUUUGAGAAAUCUGUCCAUAUCCGGAUAACCUUUGACACUUGGAAAAACAGCACAGAUGUUGAAUGUACCUUUAUGAACAAUGUUUAUGGUUGCUCUGAAACAGACACCUUCUCUUUCGUCAUUAACCUGCCUAAUUUUGUGCCUCCUCACGAGCGCAUUGAGUUCUGUGUUUGUUUCAAAAGCAAAGACCAGACGUACUGGGACAAUAAUGAUGGACAGAACUAUAGACUGGUCCACACUGAAUGGAAAUCUGAUGGUAUUCAGGCACCACCAUCCACCCAGAAUGAAAGUCCAUCCUAUAAAGAUCACAGUACAAUUCAAGAAGUGGAGUUUGAUCAGUUUGGUAGUCCAAGAACAUCCAAUGGACUGUUUCCUGAAUGGCAAAGUUGGGGCAGGUUUGAGAACACAGCCCCCUAUUGGUGAACCCCUGCAACUUCUUUAAAUACAUAAACACUAGCUGUUAUCUCAAAAGCUUUUGCAAUGCUUUUGCAGGAAAUUAAACCCUAAAUGGUUAAAUGCAACUUGGAUCAAUAAAACUAAAAAAUCGUCAAAGUUAUCUGCAACCAGAGAGAGGCCAACAUUGCUGUUGUAUGUGUGUUUGGGAACAGGGUGGGAGGGGCGUGUUAUGCUAUUGACUCUAACCACCAUUAUAGUGCCUCCAACGUUUGCUUAAAAACAUUUUUGGACUACCCUUAGUAAAGCUUGUAAAAACUACAAAUAACCAGGUCUCAAGCAUCACAAGAAGCAUUACCAACAUGCUCAAAACAACUUAUUAAGAUAAAAAAAACAGACAAAGUCAUCUCCUUUAAAUGGAACAGGGUGUAGUAAACAUCUAAGAAAGUGUAUAAACUAGGAGUAAGAGUGUGAUAACACAUACAACUAUGCGGUUAAUAGAUGCCUUUGUGAUUGUUCUAGAGAAACUUGCAUAGUCUAUUUCUAAAUCUGUAAAAAGCACUUUAGUAUGCCUCUGAGUUUAUGAUAUAAUAGUCUUUAAGUGCAUACAAUAAUAACAAGCACUGUUACAAUGAUUGAAAGGUGGAGGCUCAUACUUUAUCUUUAGGAAAAAAAAAAUAUAUAUAUAUAUAUAUAUUAUUUAUGGCUUCCACUCAAAUAAAUACAGUUACGGUUUUAAUGGCUGCAUGCACUUUUCCAAUCCACUCUUUGUUAGAGUCAAUUAGUUUUCAUUUGAUUGGACUAGUUUUGAUACCAAUGUGCAAGACUAAAAAAACAAACAAACAAAAAAAAACAUUAGUAUUAAAAAUGAUUUUCAAACUUCUAUCUUUUCCAUUUCAUACUUAACUUUUAAAAUGAGAAAUGUACAGCAUGAUUAAUAUAAUUUCAUAAAAUUCAGCACCUAAUAGCAGACAUUAAGAAAAAGUGCCUUUUGCUGUCAUCAGUUGCCAAAAUGUUUCAUAUUUAUGUAAUUUCCCAACAUAAUUAAGGCUUUUGACUGAGCUGUAAUUAUACUGAUUAGUUAAAACAAUAUUUAUUCUGAUCACAGCAAUGACGUGGCUGUCACUGCAUUUUCUAGUAUUAUAUUUGAUGUAAACCACCUGAAUGUUUUUUUUUUUUUUUCUUUAUUCAGUGGUGAACAGUUUGCACUGUUUGAACAUAAGCCUUUACUAAUCUGAAUGUGAAUCAAGAGAGCAUAGGUACAUCUGUAAAAUCCUUCAUAUUGAAGGGUGUUCAUUUCGUGGUACCUUAAAAUAAUGAAAUACUUUCAAGAAAAAGUUGAAAUAAUUAAAUAUGUUAAGUGUCUUCCUGCUUGCACAUAAAUGUAUGCCUGCAUUUUAAAAUCACUAUUUGAAGGUUUAGAUUGUUCAUCAGUUUAUUCACUACACAAUACUUGCUGCUAUGUUUUGUGCUAUUGUAUUCGCUGUAAUGCUUUUAUUAAUCCUAAACUAUGUUUUAAGUACGAUGGUACAGGAUAUUUAUGUUCCCUUUGAGUGAAAAAGGAAUGCGGGGUUGUAAGUGUGAGAGGUUGUUAUGAGUUCGAGACGGGGGCUCUGUGAUAGUGGAUGCAAAGUUUUUGUCAUUUUUUUUUUCAUUUUGUGUUAAGAAAUGCAGGCCAGUGUUAAUGGGGGAUAUGUCAGUCUCUUAUUGUAUUCUGAGUGAUAUACACGGUCUGAACUACUUUUUUAGAAGUGCAAUGUGAAGCAGAAUGUUAAUUGGUGCAGUACAAAUCUCACACAAAAAUAUUUUUCUACUGUAAAGAAAUGUCGCUGUAUGAAAGAAUUUUCUGUAAUGUGUUCCUUUCAGAAAUACAUUUUUGUAUUGCAAAA